AUGGCAAAAGACUUUUAUGUUUUAAGUGUAAAAAUUUUUUCUAUGACAAGAAAUAAAGUUCCUAACAAUGUUUCAGUUCAUUAGGAAAUUUUGAAUCUAUUCAACAUGUAAACGAUUCUAAUAAAUGGGAUGAUAUAAAAUAAUCAAGAUAAGACUUAAUGAAAAAAUAUCAUCAAUUCAAAACUAAUGAAGUAAAAUAACCAAAUUUAUCAACCUAUUAAUCUUAAAAGGUAAUCUUAACUUAAUUAAAGGUUAUGAUUCCAAAAAUUGAGAAUUUUGAUAUUAAAUUAAAUAUCAAGAGGGAUACUGCAAUAAAGAAUAAAGAUAAAGAAAAUAUUCUAUGUUCAUAAUAGAAAUAAUAAGAAAGAUCAGGAUCAAACAGUUAGAGAAUUAGAUAUGAAUCAGUAUAUGAUAGGUAUAAUAAAAUAUAUAUAAAAAUAGAUUAUAUAAUUUAAGAGAUGCAGAAAAUAAAGGAACAAAAGUAGUUCAAAAGAUUUUAAAUCAUAAUAAUAACAAUUCAUAAAAAUAAUCAAAAUCAAUUUUGGGUCAUAAUAUCUUAAUUCAAAAGAGAUCCUCAGAUCCAUCAAUUUUGAUGCCUAUUUCAUCUUUGAUUAAGAAAACCUAAAAGCAAUAAAUAGAUUAAUAGCAAGAUCAAAAAAAUACAUAAAAUUAAAUUCAUAAUCAAUAAAAUAAUUCUUAGGAUCUUUAUAGAGUUAAUGUCAGUAGAUAGUAAGUUUGCCAUCUUGAAAAAAACGAAAGUAUUAAAUAAAAUUAGUCAACAGAAAUUCAAAGUAAUCUAAAUUUAUCUUAAAUACCUAUUAAACAUUGUUAUUUUUCUUUAAUAAAUGCUGAAGAAAGUACUUAAAAUUUAUUAAAUAGGUAGAGUUAUAAAAUAAGAAAGUGAGAUCUUUAAGUAGUGAGAAAAAUAAAACAAAAUAAAGUUUUAAAUCAUAAAAGGGAAAUCGUGCACACACAUAAGGAAAGUAGGAGAAUAAAAAUUAAUAAAAAAUUAAUAGAUUAUAUGAAUAUAUUUUAGAAGGAAAUUACUGA
This is a messenger RNA of Paramecium pentaurelia, 1050 nucleotides long. Lineage: Eukaryota; Ciliophora; Oligohymenophorea; Peniculida; Parameciidae. The record is from the annotation of a GenBank genome assembly.